Xylaria bambusicola is the source of this 882-nucleotide messenger RNA. RefSeq lists its product as uncharacterized. The transcript is spliced from 3 exons. The record is from RefSeq and is a predicted model, not a curated record. NCBI's taxonomy places the organism in Eukaryota, Fungi, Ascomycota, Sordariomycetes, Xylariales, Xylariaceae. Bases 147 to 788 code for a protein of 213 amino acids.
CUAAUUGAUACCUAGGUAGGUAGCUGCCUGGCCCACCUUAGCUUUCCUCUUGAAUAGCCAAGCACGUUACCUUUUUCAUCCGACUUUGUAGAGGACCGCUCAAGAAUUGCCCAUAUUGCCAUUAUAUAUAUAUAUCACACGCCUCGAUGGCAUUUCAGGGACCGGAAGUGUCUCAUGCAGACAUCGAAUCGUUUCAUGCGACGCAUUUCUCCAACGAUGCUGUCAAUCUGUUCGAGUUCGAGUUCUUACGUCCUGAUGCCGCGCAUGGUGGCGCUCCGGAAAGCUAUUACUACGAAGAGGAAGAAGAUGAUGGGCUAGGAUACUACCCUGAUGGGGUGAAACGCACAUUGACAGACGAACAAAUCGGAAUCUUCCGUCACUCUGAAAUGGAGGCAUUACGCCGUGCUGAUAGAGCGGCUUCGAAGCAAGAAACCACACCUGAUUCAGAGCCCGCAAUAGACCCCAUCGGAGGAGAGCCUGUGCACACGCCCAUAGAAAAUGGGGUCGUGUCUACAGACUCUGCCGAAGGUAGCGAAGAUGGAGAGAUUGAGACUGAGAAACCAGUCUUGACCAAAGCUGAGAUUAGGCGUCAGAAAAAGCUACGGUCUAGACAGAGGAAGAAGGAAAGCCACAAGUUCCAGCCGGAAAAGAAACCCGAUCUACGCAAGAGGACGUGGGAUGUUGUCGAAGCAGGCAUGGACGCUUUGCAUUACGAUGAUCUUGGGACAUCCCAAGACAACGCUUCCGCGUCCGCCACUCAGCGGAAACAGAUCUCAUAUGACGACUGAACAUCUGUCACAUCGGCACAUGUCUAUAAUUAGUAGCCUCUAUCAGACGACUUCUCUGGAGAUUAUGCACGAGACAAGCAUAAGAAUCUAGAUC